CCACACAACACCGUCGCCAUGGGUAGGGUUAUUCGCAACCAACGUAAGGGUCGCGGCUCUAUCUUCACGGCCAACACCCGCUUGAACAAGGCCCCCGCCCAGUUCCGUGUCAUCGACUACGCUGAGCGCAAUGGCUACAUUCGGGGUGUCGUAAAGGAGAUUGUCCACGAUUCCGGUCGUGGCGCUCCUCUCGCCAGGGUCACUUUCCGCAACCCAUACCGAUUCAAGCACAACACCGAGACUUUCAUCGCCAACGAGGGCAUGUACACUGGCCAGUUCAUCUACGCCGGAAAGAACGCCGCCCUCACCAUCGGCAACAUCCUCCCCCUCCACGCUGUUCCCGAGGGAACCGUCCUCACCAACGUCGAGGACAAGAACGGCGACCGUGGUGCGCUCGGACGUACCUCCGGUAACUACGUGACGGUCAUCGGCCACAACCCUGAUGAGGGCAAGACCCGUGUCAAGCUCCCAUCUGGCGCCAAGAAGGUCCUCCCCAGCUCGUGCCGUGGUAUGGUCGGUAUCGUCGCCGGUGGCGGCCGAACAGACAAGCCUCUCCUCAAGGCCUCGCGUGCUAAGCAUAAGUUCGCUGCCAAGCGCAACAGCUGGCCCAGGACUCGUGGUGUUGCCAUGAACCCCGUCGACCAUCCCCACGGUGGUGGUAACCACCAGCAUAUCGGUAAAGCCUCGACCAUCUCCCGAUACGCCGUACAGGGACAAAAGGCCGGUCUCAUCGCCGCCAGGAGGACGGGUCUGCUCCGUGGUACCCAGAAGGUCAAGGAUUAGAGUGUUUGAUAUGGUGGCGUCGAUGUGGGUUAUGGACAAUGAUGCGGUCGGUUAUUCUCUCCAGGCCUUUCCAUGCUGGAGGCCGGGCGUUAUUACGAAACUUCUCGGCAAGCUAGGCUUUUCACGGCUUGCAUGCAUGAUGGGUUCAUAGGGAAUGUGAUUCCGAAAAAUGCAUCUGGUCUGCACCUGGAAACGUGAUAUGAUUCAAUCAACUAUUCCAAUCCAUGCAGUUCCUGAUG
Molecule: messenger RNA, 1022 nt
Organism: Dothidotthia symphoricarpi CBS 119687
Lineage: Eukaryota; Fungi; Ascomycota; Dothideomycetes; Pleosporales; Dothidotthiaceae
Product: ribosomal protein L2
Exons: 6
Coding region: 19-783 (254 amino acids)
Biological process (GO): cytoplasmic translation
Cellular component (GO): ribosome; cytosolic large ribosomal subunit
Molecular function (GO): RNA binding; structural constituent of ribosome
Source: RefSeq, a predicted model, not a curated record